AUGGAUGUGGACGACAGUGCUGCUCGUGUUGACGCGUCCAGCGACGUGCCCCAGCCCGCUAGACGCGCUCGACGGACGUACGGCAAGGCAAAGCCUUUGACUUCAAACGAAGAAGAAAAUAAAUCGUCUGAUAUUCAUCUCUCGUACCAAAUUCCAGCACACACGGGACCAUCCAGGGCGGGUAUCAGUUCGUUGAAGCUCGGUGAUUGGAAGGAUAAGUUGGCAGAGCUGGAUAAAAGCUCUGAUGAAGAAGAAGAGAAUCCACGUCGUCCAGAACCAUUGGUUUUAAACGAGGUCAAAGAUUCUGGAGCAGAAUCUUCCCUCCCGAGCCCAGCGGCUGCGUCACACAGUCAACAUUCACAGGCACAUUCGACGUCGCCUUCGCGAUCUGUAACCAAUGUCGUCGAACCUCAAUACAGCGCAGAUACCUCGAUCUAUUCGGGGACGACCGGCGCUGCAUCGUCUCCGCCCACAGCGCCGCCCAACGGCCCGCCGACCGUGUCGAAUCAUGCUCUCAAGGACUCUAGGCGCCCUGGACCGCCAGCUCAUGCCGACAGUUUUCUGUCCGAAGAUGAGGAGUCGGGCGCGUCAUCCGAACUCGACCUCCCCAUCUUGCGAAGAGCCCGUGAUAAUGCCCGUGCGAGCACGCCAGAGGCUCAAAAGUCAAACGAAAGCCGCCUCUUGAAGCCUUCUCCAUUCAGAUCGCCCGUAAAGUCGUUCUCUGGCGCUACGUCAUCUCUACAUGCGCGUCGGUCGCACAAGUAUCUCGGUGCGGAUAGUGAUGAUGAUAAAGAUAUUGAAAUGGAUGAUUAUACGCGUCCGAACGCGUCGGUGACUGCCCCAGAGGACGAGCUCGGCUGGGUUACCGAUGGAAGUACAAAGGGUGACAAAGGGCGAGGGAGAAGGGCCAAAGGGGGUGUAAAACAACCAACCAAGAAAGACAUCGUAGAGGCUGCAAAAGAGACAGCCCGUAUACGUGCAGAGCGGGAUCUGGACGUGCAGGACAAGGCGCGUAAUCCGUUGCAGGCGGCUGUCCCAGUCGUGCCCAUGCCACUUCGUAACGACAGCGGACGUCGUAAUCCUCUAACCUCGGACCCGAUAUCAGAUUUCUCGAGCCCUCACAAUGCUCUUGCGCUGAACGCGACAAAGGCAAAGAUUCUGGCACAUUCUAGGCUUCAGCUAGAGGAGAGUGACGAUUCCGAUCUCGAAAUCGUCCCAGACGAAGCAGCCGCGCCAACGAAUCCGAUCCAAAAGCUCGAGAAUGUGAUGCGAAAAGCAAAGAAAGGGCCCUCGGCUACAAGGCCUAAACCCACUCUCCGGACUGGCAUUGGGGCCGGCUCAGUGCAUCAGGAAAAGCGGAGACAAGAUCAUAACAAGGAGAUUCUUCACCAAGUCUCCGCCCAGAACCAAAAGUUGACGGCGUUUAAAGUAGAAGACUUUGAGAAGAGGGGAGGGAUUCGGACGAAGGCACUGAAAUCUGCCCAACCAGAGAAUACCCUCGUCCAACUACUGCACCAAGGAGCCUCCAGAACCCUUGAACCCGAAGGGAAGCAGCCAGGAGAGGAAGACGAAGACGAAGACGACCCCGAUUAUCGACCCCAGGAUGAAAACGCUGCACCCACAUCCCCUCUGGUAGAUCCAGAAGCGAGCGUCCCAAUCGAGGGAUCGAACACGUUCACGUCUGAGCUCGAUGAGGAUGAUGAAGCAAUGGAACAUACGGAUGCGAGGACUGAACCAAUGGGAUCGGAACCAGACAGCGAUGAUAACGACCUGCCAAGAGCAGUAGGGAAAGCGACAAAACAUGUUCAUGUCAUUCUUUCCGACGAAGAAGCAGAGGCUUCGAAUGAAUCGGAUGCGGAGAAUUUCCUCCUCUCACAAAUUCCGCAAUGUCACGGGGACUUGGGGUCGGAUGACAAGGGUUCUUCGUUGUUUGACCGACUUGAUGUCUCUCCUAGCCCGGCGUUCGCCCCUGGUCAACGGAAUCUUCGCUUGAGCAGUCGAUCUGUCGACAGCAGUCCCAUUCGCGGAGGUGGAGGACUACUUCCUGCCUUUGUUGAUAGCCCUACUACAAAGGCACCAUCUCAAAAGUCGACCAGUCCUUUUGUAUUCUCAACCCUGUUUCCGGGUGGCGAAGAGGAGGAUCAUGACCGGUCUCCUACCAAAAGUACCAAGAGUACCAAGAGUACCAGGAGUACACGCUCUUCCAUCGGCUUCAGAGUGCCCAAUUAUGGCGAGCUCAACAGUCAACUCUUUUUCACACAAGCAUCACCUUCGCAACGCGCUUCACCAUCCAAGCGUAAUAGGGCGAGCCUCGACAAAAAAGACCCUCUGGGAGCACUGCGCAAGCCAAUGGAUGACGACUUUUUGUUCAGUCAGCCUGGUGGACUGGGUCAAAUUGUGCUCUCAACUCAGGAACAAAGGGAGAUUCGAGAACUUGAACAGGCCGACGCUGAUGCAGUGUUGCAAGAUGGGGAAGAAGAACGCCGUCGCCGACUGCAAGAGGCACAGGCGGACAAUGAACCCCGCUGGAUCAACGAAAAGGGGCUCUUUACGCAGACAAAACCAACUGAGCUCCCGUGGUCGUUGACGCAAAACCUCAUGUCUCAGGGCACACCGUUCUUUAUGCGCAGUGGGGAACUGACUGCUGAACAACUCCUUAGCCAGCGUUCGCCCGCAAAGACACCUGCUCGACCUCGGCGAUUGAUCAAGAAAGCCGAAGUACUUUCCCCCGAAACCCAUUCAUCAGAUGAGGGCGAGGAUUCGUCUCCACUUCAAGAGCGUAAUGCAUUCACUGAGCUUAUGAAGCCUAAAAAGAAGCCUUUGCCGACUAAUGAGUUUAUCGAGGGCGAAGCUGAAGAGAGCGAUGACGAGCUCGCCAUGGGAUUCAAGCGUACUCAGUAUGAUGAAGACGCAGAGGAAGCCAAUAUUGAUCCAGAGGAGAUGGCUAAAAUGUUGGACGACAAGAAGAUGACAGAAGCCGAACUACGCGAAAAAGAGGUCAUCGAAAAACACAAAGAACAAUUGGCCGCGGAUGACGCAGAGCGGCAGCGACUAGCAGAGAAGAUUACCAAAGGCCAGCUGCGAAAGAAGAGAGAUCAUGACAUGAUCAAUGAUUCUUCUUCUGAUGACGAUGAGCGCGCAAGACCCCAGAGGUUCAAGAAGCGUCGUGUCAAGGGCUUCGAUCAUUUGGACGAUAUUGCUGCCAAUGAGGAGACAAAGGCGUUCUUUUCUGCGUACACCAAGGAUUUGCCUGGCGUCGAAGGAUCUGCGCCUGACGAAGAUGACGAGUUUGCGCAGACCAGAGUGCCACAGGAUACCGUGACUACGGGUGGAGACGACACUGAUGCCGUGUCAGACGAAGAAAUGUCGAUUGCGUCGCAAGAGGAUCAGCCACAACCCUUUGGUGCUGUCAGGAGAGACUCUGAAUGGGAAGAAGAUGAACAGCAAGGCUUGGUUGAUCCAGAUGCAUUUUUACGAGCUCAUUUGCCUUCGACGGAUGGUCCAGCAGAGGAUGAGUACGAACGUAUCAAUCACUUGCCUCACCCGCGAGUGCUCGCCAAGGGGCCACCAAAAUCGCAGAAUGCGGUAUUUGUUCCUCGUGCUGGUGUAAAGACGGUCCACGACGCUGCAAGAUUGGCAGAGUGGGCAAAGCAAAAUGAGAAAUCCCGUGACGGCAAUGUGCGCGGAACUGGCACGGCAGCUGUGACAGGUCAUGGCAAGAAUAUUGCGCGAACAAAGAGUGUUGGUACAUCCACGUUGUCUGGAUCGCUCCAGCGCGCUGGUCGGGCGGCGACCGUGUCGAGCCUGUCGAGGAUGCAAAAGAAAAAGGGCUGGGAGGAGUGA
Molecule: messenger RNA, 3843 nt
Organism: Serendipita indica DSM 11827
Lineage: Eukaryota; Fungi; Basidiomycota; Agaricomycetes; Sebacinales; Serendipitaceae
Source: the annotation of a GenBank genome assembly